Molecule: messenger RNA, 4184 nt
Organism: Acomys russatus (golden spiny mouse)
Lineage: Eukaryota; Metazoa; Chordata; Mammalia; Rodentia; Muridae
Gene: Zranb3
Product: zinc finger RANBP2-type containing 3
Biological process (GO): DNA repair; replication fork processing
Cellular component (GO): nuclear replication fork
Molecular function (GO): nucleic acid binding; ATP-dependent chromatin remodeler activity; endonuclease activity
Source: RefSeq, a predicted model, not a curated record
UCCCACUAUCAGGUCAUUCCUUUGGCGUCACUUCCGCCUAGCUGAAGACACUUGCAAAAAGCUUGGCGGGAAUUGUAGAUUUCGAAGCUAGUGCACCAGAUUUUGCGGUCUGCAAGUGCUGUGUAGGGCAAGAGAGGGAAAACUGCGCUUUAAGAAAAGAGUGGAUAAGAGUCGGGCGUGGUGGCUCAUGCCUGUAGCCGCAAGAAGCCGAAAGAAAGGUCGCAGCGAGUUCACAGCCGGGGCUACAGAGCUCACCAUGCCUACAGCUGGCAACAAAAAGAAAGCUCCUACACCUCCGAUUUCUUGUUCAACAAGCGAACCAUAUACACAGCUGGACUAUUUACCUGACAAGCUCAGAACAAGGCUGCUUCCAUUCCAAAAGGAUGGCAUUGUUUUUGCCCUCAGAAGAGAUGGCAGGUGUAUGGUGGCGGAUGAAAUGGGUCUAGGAAAGACAAUCCAAGCAAUUGCAAUUGCUUAUUUCUACAAAGAGGAGUGGCCUCUGCUGAUAGUCGUCCCUUCAUCUCUGAGAUACCCUUGGGUAGAAGAACUAGAAAAAUGGGUCCCAGAGCUAGAACCAGAGGAAAUCAAUGUUAUCAUGAACAAAACAGACACUGGGAGAAUACAGACCAGCAGCGUGACAGUUCUGGGCUAUGGUCUCUUAACCACAGAUGCUCAGGCUUUGGUGGAUGCCCUGAACAGCCAGAACUUCCAAGUGGUGAUAGUGGAUGAAUCGCAUUACAUGAAGUCCAGAACUGCCGCCCGCAGCAAGAUUCUCCUGCCUGUGGUGCAGAAGGCCAGGCGAGCCAUUCUUCUUACAGGAACCCCAGCUCUGGGAAGGCCUGAGGAGCUUUUUAUGCAGAUUGAGGCCCUUUGCCCACAAAAAUUUGGAACUUGGAUCGAGUAUGCUAAAAGAUACUGCAAUGCACAGAUCAGAUACUUUGGUAAAAGGCGUCAGUGGGAUUGUAGAGGGGCAUCAAACCUCAGUGAACUUCACCAAUUGUUGAGUGACAUAAUGAUCAGAAGACUAAAGAGCGAAGUUUUAAGCCAGCUGCCCCCAAAAGUCAGACAGCGUAUUCCAUUUGACCUCCCACCAGCAGCUGUCAAGGAGCUGAAUGCCAGCUUUGAAGAAUGGCAAAAAUUAAUGAGAGCUCCAGACUCAGGCACUACGAAGACAGUUUUAGGGUUGAUAACGAGCAUGUUCAAACAGACUGCAAUGGCUAAGGCAGGUGCAGUGAAGGACUACAUUAAGAUGAUGCUACAGAAUGAGUCUCUGAAGUUUCUGGUCUUCGCUCACCAUUUGAGUAUGCUCCAAGCUUGCACAGAGGCUGCCAUCGAAAAUAAGGCUCGCUACAUCAGGAUAGAUGGAAGUGUUCCAUCUUCAGAAAGGAUCCACCUGGUUAAUCAGUUUCAGAAGGACCCCCACACCCGCGUGGCUAUCCUGAGCAUUCAGGCUGCUGGCCAGGGUUUAACAUUUACUGCUGCAAGUCACGUUGUCUUUGCUGAGUUGUACUGGGACCCUGGGCAUAUCAAACAAGCUGAGGACCGAGCUCACCGGAUUGGACAGUGCAGUUCUGUGAAUAUUCACUACCUGAUUGCAAACGGUACUCUGGACAGCCUAAUGUGGGCGAUGCUGAACCGAAAGGCCCAGGUCACAGGGAGCACACUGAAUGGGAGAAAGGAAAGACUCCAGGCUACAGAAGAUGACAAGGAAAAGUGGGGUUUUCUGCAAUUUGCUGAAGCAUGGACCCCAAGUGACAGCUGUGAAGAGCUCAAGGAUGCUGUGUUCACUCAUUUUGAAAAAGAAAAACAGCAUGACAUUCGAUCGUUCUUCUUACCAAAACUGAAAAAGAGACAGUUGGAAACAUCCUGUGGUGAGUCAAAGGCAUUCAAGGAGAAGGUUACAGUGACCUCAGACCCUAAAAGCAUGGCUACAGGAGACAGCACUGAGGACAAAAAUGGUUUUGAACCUGAAGCUAAAAGAUUGAAGUCACUCGGCACCAGGGACCACAGUGGUGCCCUGGAGGAAAGACCAUCCUUGCAAGCCAGGGCCGUGUCCAUGGAAGGCGUCCGUGAGGCCCAGUCCCCGCCGGCCUCCUCAGCCCUUCCUAAGAAGCAGUGGCAGUGUGGCUUCUGCACAUUCAUCAAUGACCCCGACCUUCCUUACUGUGAGAUGUGCGAGAACCCUCAGGGCAGAGCUGCUGGCCUCAGCAAUAUGCAGGAUAACAACAAAGCUGAGGAAAACAGUUCUCAUCAAAGCCCCUCCAGAAAUCACCAGGCUAGUUUGGACUGUGUAAAACAACUGCCUGAAUGGUCAGAAGCUGAGCAGGCCAAUAACAAGGAAGAAACAUUGGAAGGUGCAAGGGAAGGCAGACUGACGUCCCCGGCAGGGGUUGGGCAGUUGAGUAACUCAGGCACCCUGCCAGUGUGUGAGACCUUCAUGUUCUGUGCGAGUCAGAACACCGAGCGCAUCCACCUGUAUACCAAGGAUGGAAAGCCGAUGAACAGUAAUUUCAUUCCUUUGGAUAUAAAAUUAGACCUUUGGGAAGACUUACCAGCAAGCUUUCAACUGAAACAGAAUCGCUCUGUGAUUCUGAGGUUCGUCCGAGAAUGGAGUAGUCUGACUGCCAUGAAGCAGAGGAUGAUCAGGAAAAGUGGGCAGCUGUUCUGCAGCCCAGUCCUGGCCUUGGAGGAGAUCACAAAACAACAAGCCAAAGAACAUAGUACCAAAAGAUACAUCACUAAAGAAGACGUUGCCACAGCCUCCAUGAACAAGGCGAAGAGUGCUGGGGGCCACAUCCGUUUGAUCACCAAGGAGUCCAGGCCACAGGACCCUUCUACAAAAGAGCUUGACAGAACCUGUGUCCUGUCUCCGAAUGCCGGCCCAGGUGAUCUUGCUGUUGAGCUGUCUCCAUCCAAAGGCUAUGUUCAAGCUGUGGAUAAGGAAGGAAGGCCGCUCUGCCUCCGCUGCCAGCAACCCACCUGCCAGCCAGAGCAAGGGCCCAAAGCCAGCGCCUGGGACUCACGGUUCUGCUCCCUUAAGUGUCAGGAAGAAUUCUGGAUCCGAUCCAAUAACAGUUACCUGAGAGCCCAGGUGUUUGCAGUGGAGCACGGUGUGUGUCAGCUGUGCAGUGUGAAUGCACAGGAACUCUUCCUGCGAGUGAGAGAUGCCCCUAAAAGUCAGAGGAAGAGUCUUCUAGACACUGCCUGGAUUGCAAAGCUGCCAUUGGAGCAGCUAAAUGAAAUGCUAAGAAGCCCAGGAGAAGGCCACUUCUGGCAGGUGGAUCACAUCAAGCCAGUGUAUGAGGGAGGGGGACAGUGCUCCCUGGACAACCUGCAGACUCUUUGCACAGUGUGCCACAGAGAGAGAACCGCCCAACAAGCCAAGGAAAGAAGUCAGGCGAGACGACAGUCUCUGGCAGCGAAGCACGGGUCAGACAUCACUCGCUUUCUGGUGAAGAAGUGAAGCAGAGCAGACGGCUUGCAGGUGGGAGAUCUGGCACGAUGGAGCUUCGUGUUUGCCUAGUAUUUUAAGAGAGAAAAGUUGGUAAACAUAAAUCAAGAACUGGAGUUUAAUUCUUGUGCCAAGUCCUCCUAGGGUUAAGUGCUUCACAGGAACGGGUGUGUUAGGAAGCGUGUGGGAUGUGGAUCGUCAAUUACGUUUCCGCAAGAUUUUGUUCACUGCAUUGUGCAUAGGUAAUAUGUGAUAAAUAUAUCCCAAUCACCUGACAGUUGCUUCUUGAUUAGCAUUGGUUCUGAACUCUGUGGUAUAAAUGGAACAUUCCAGAACAAUCGGGAAAUUUUGGAGAUGAGCCUCCAUUAUUAAGAAAUUCUGGGAAGAGCAUGCCAGCCUGCUUCUUGUACACAAGCUCCCAGACCUAAGCCUGGGUGCAUGUUCUGGAGUGUUGCCUCCUUGUUUUAUUUCUGGGCCAGUCAUCUUUACUGAAAAGAUACUUUUGUAACCAUGCAUGGUAUCUAUGUAGAAUUUGUAAUCAUGAGAACAAAUGAUAGAACAUAAAGUAUAGCGCCACACAAGCCCCUUGCUCUGUUUUCUGUUUGCUUGCUUGUUUGCUUUCUGCAUUUUGUUUUUAAUGUAUAAAACUAGGCUAACUGUCAAAACAGCUUUUGUCUCCUUGUCCUCAUUUUCUGGUUUUAAAAUCCUGGUAAUAUUUUGUUUUGUUUUGUUU